This is a messenger RNA of Peniophora sp. CBMAI 1063, 450 nucleotides long. The record is from the annotation of a GenBank genome assembly. Lineage: Eukaryota; Fungi; Basidiomycota; Agaricomycetes; Russulales; Peniophoraceae.
AUGAUCAUUUCCAAGGAGAACCGUCGCACCAUCUACGAGAACCUCUUCAAGGAGGGCGUUUUGGUCGCGAAGAAGGAUUUCAAUGCGCCGAAGCACGAGGAGCUGGACGUGCCGAACCUGGAGGUCAUCAAGGCGAUGCAGAGCCUGACGUCCAAGGGCUUCGUCAAGACGCAGUUCUCGUGGCAGUGGUACUACUACGUCCUCACCCCCGAGGGCGUCGAGUACCUCCGCGAGUGGCUCCACCUCCCCGCAGAGGUCGUCCCCGAGACCCACCGCAAGCCCGCGCGCGCACGCCCCGCCGCCACCCGCCCCGGCGGCGACGAGCGCCGCGCACCCCGCGGCGACCGCGACGACUACCGCCGCAGGGACGACGCCGGCAAGGGUGCCGGUGCCCCGGGCGAGUACCGCCCCCAGUUUGCCGGUGUCGGCCGUGGCGGUCCCCGCGAGUAG